AGGCGCCAGGCGCCCGCGACAAGCCUUCUCGUGGGCAAAACAUGCCGGGGGCAUGGACUCAGUGGUUGAGGCAGCGUCGUCAACCAACUGGCUCACCCGCUCGCGAAUCGCAACUCCCGUGGAGAAGCACCGCGCCAAGCAUGCUGCGGAGCCCACGGCGGCCACUGCUGCAGAGCAAUCACGCGGCCGCGGCGUUGGAGGGCCUCUCCGUCCUCUUCGCCCUCCUUCUCUUCGCAGGCAUUCUGCUGUACCACAUCCCGCUCGCGCUCCGCCGGCGGCGCAUGCGGCACCGCGACAUCGCAAAGAGACGCGCUCACCUGGAGUCGCUGUGGUGCGGAGAGUGCUCUGCUCGGCGGUUGCGCCGUGCGGUCCGCGCCGACUUUGAGGCGGAGGUGCGCGGUCUGAGUGCCGGCCGUCCGGGUGCUCUCGCCCGGCGGCGGUGCUCUCUGAGCCUCGGGCCAGAUGUCUGGCAGCUGAUCCUCGAGCAGACGUCCGUCCUCUCCCCUGCCCUCCGGUCGGUCGCCGGCUGCUCAAAGGCGAUGGCGGGCCUGGCACAGGACAGGCUGCGCCUCUUCCUGCGCGAGUCUGGCGCGGGCGGUGCGCACUUCGAUGAGACGCUGCCGAUCGCGCGACCGCUGCCCGCCGCGCUCGCGCCGUUUGUGCGGCUUCACGCGCACGCGGUGCGCUGGACCAUGCGCGCGCGCUUCCUGGCCAUCGAGACGCUGAUCACGCGGCUCGUCCAUUGGGGCCGCGGGCUCGACGCGCUGCGGGAGAUGCUCGACGAGCCCGACGCGGCCCACCGCCCUAGAAGCAGAAUGCGGACUCUUGCCCACCGCGCAGCCUUCGAGCAGUGGCUCUGCAACGCGGGCGUGUGCGAGGCCGCGAGGGAGGGCGGCCGCCUCCUCCUUGACGAGUACCUUCCCGACGCGAGCCGCACUGCCGACGUGGACGAGCUCUGGCGGCGUGUCCUCCUCGACAGCCCGCCGCCGCCGCCGCAGCAGCAGCAGCAGCAGCAGCAGCAGCAGCAGCAGCAGCAGCAGCAGCUCGCGCGUGCCGGCGGUGGCGCUCGACUCGCCGCGGGGAGAGGCUUCGCUUUGCCAGAGAGGGCGGCGUGGCGUGCGGCGGGGCACGCGCAUCUCCUCGCGAUGUGGGCCAAGGCGGCGGAGGAGGGGAGGCUGGUCUGCGGCGCCGUCGCUCUCCUCGCCGCUUUGCGCCGCGCGCACGCCGCGCCGCCCUUCCAGGGUGAGAGCGAGCCGGGCUCGGAAGGCCGGCCGUGGCUGCGCGUGUACCAGGCGUCCGACGCCGACCCUCUCACGCUGUCGUGCGUGCAGUACGCGGCCGUGCUGGUUGCGAGGAGCUUCGACCAGGGCCUGCACAGCCUCCGCAUCACCUCCGAAGAGCUGCGAGGUAUGGCGGCAGAGCACGACGAGCUGCGUUCCGUGGCGCCUGCGAUGGGCGGAGUCGUCGCCGUGUUCCACACCGCCGCGCUCUGCCGCGCGCCCCCCGCCACGGAGGCCCCCCAGAUGAGCGUCGGCCGGCUGGUCGUGCUGCUGACUCCGUCGGCGAUCGUCGGCGCAAAGGCGAUGGUCGUUGCUUGCGUCGCCAGCGAGGCGCUCGGCGGCGGCCGCGUCGUUGUCGUCGGCUUGCGCACGGGGGGCGGCGGCGCGGCACUCCCCGCCCGCGGCUCCGAUGGCGGCGGCGGCGGCGCGUUCGUGCGGUGCGUGCGGCCAGAGGAGGUGAGCCUCACGCGGUACAUCAUCAAGACGGUCGACGAGCCGUCGCCGCAGCCGCCGCCCUCUCCGGGGGCGCACGGCAUCGGAGGCCGGCCGGCGGAGGAGGAGGAGGGGCUGCACUUCCGGGAGUCGUAUGCUCGUGCUCGGUACGUGUUGUGGGGGGAGGUGGCGGCGAGGCCGCCGAGCAGCCGGCCCCUCUCUGAGUGGGUGGAGGAGGAGGGGGCGGCGUUUGGGCGGACCAACGCGUGGGCGAGGCUCCUCGCGUGGCAAGCCGCCGGGGCGUGGGAGGCUACCCUCGAGACCGACGCCACUGGCGCCGAGCGCUCCGCGCUGCUCAGCGAGGGAACGCACUACCUGUCGGGCAGCUGCUCUGCCGCCGGCUCCGAGCGGCUUGGGGGCGGGGCGGCUCGGUGCCCGCCGGACAUCGCUCGCUUCGAGGCGGAGGUGGAGGUGCUGGCGGCGCGGCUUCUGAGGCUGGUGCAGCCGACGAGACGCGAUCCGGGCAGCGGCGCGUCCAAAGGAGAUGACCGACGCGCGGCGCUGGCUCUGCUGCGGCUGGACCGAGUACCUGCAGGGGCGCUGGAGGCGGGAGCGGCAGGCGGCCUGCCGGGGGGCGGGAGCGCCGCGGUAUGUUGGGCCGCUUUCAGAGCCAACGACCUCCGAGUCCAGUCACUCUAG
Messenger RNA from Emiliania huxleyi CCMP1516, 2411 nucleotides. RefSeq lists its product as hypothetical. Lineage: Eukaryota; Haptophyta; Isochrysidales; Noelaerhabdaceae. The record is from RefSeq and is a predicted model, not a curated record. The transcript is spliced from 11 exons. Bases 42 to 2411 code for a protein of 789 amino acids.